This is a messenger RNA of Paramuricea clavata, 1446 nucleotides long. The record is from the annotation of a GenBank genome assembly. Lineage: Eukaryota; Metazoa; Cnidaria; Anthozoa; Malacalcyonacea; Plexauridae.
AUGCCUUACAACUAUAAUCUUGUCUACAAACCUGGUAAAGAUGAGAAAAACCCAGCUGACUUCCUUAGCCGACACCCAAACUGCUCAGAGCCCCAACCGGAAAGCAUUGCUGAAGAAUACGUUAACUAUGUAUGUGCCAAUGCCGUGCCCACCGCCAUGACCCUUCAAGAAAUCCAGCUUGAAACAUCAGUUGAUGACUCAAUGCAAACGGUCAUUCAAGCCAUCGAAACCAACAAUUGGUUGGAUCCGUCCACGACAGAAUACAAGAAAGUGAGUGACGAACUGUCAGUACAUAAAGGAAUUAUACUUCGUGGACACCGAAUCGUAAUGCCCACCUCCUUAAGACGCCGGACAAUCCAUCUCGCACACAUUGGUCAUCAAGGAAUCAUUAAAACCAAACGCCUACUCCGCUCGAAAGUCUGGUUUCCUAACAUCGACAAGAUGGUCGAAGAAACCAUUCAGAAUUGCCUCCCCUGCCAGGCUGCUACUUCGCGCAACCACCCUCCACCUGAGCCACUCAAGAUGACCCAGCUGCCAUCCACACCUUGGAAAGAAGUUGCAAUGGAUUUCCUGGGCCCUUUUCCAACCGGCGAAUACCUCCUAGUCGUAAUCGAUGCGUUUAGUCGGUUCCCCGAAGUUGAAGUACUCACCACGGUUUCCGCAAAAGCUGUCCUUCCAAAGUUGGAUGCAAUAUUUUCACGACAAGGCCUUCCAGAAGUUCUGAAAAGCGACAAUGGCCCACCAUUCAACGGUGCCGAGUUUGAGUCAUACGCCAAGCACUGUGGUUUGACUCACCGCAAGAUCACGCCAUACUGGCCUCAAGCAAAUGGAGAGGCCGAGCGUUUUAUGCUCACACUACAGAAAUGUAUUCGGGCUGCAAUCAUCGAGAAGAAAAACUGGAAGCAAGCGAUGAACCAGUUUCUCCUCAACUACAGGGCAACCCCCCAUUCCACUACUAACAUAUCCCCCUCCGAAAGCCUCAACAACAGGAAGGUAAAGACAAUGUUACCGGAGAUGCCCUCUAGUUCAAAACCAGAACAGACAGCAAUGGCUGAUUAUGAUGCUCGGAAGAAAGAACAAAUGAAAUCUUGCGCAGACAACCGUCGGGGUGCCAAAGAAAGUUGCAUCAAACCAGGUGACACCGUCCUUCUGAAAAUGCCGAAGGAAAACAAAUUCAGUGCUCCAUACAACCCUCAACCUUUUGUCGUAGAAAAGAAAAAGGGAACAAUGGUCACUGCCAAGAACGAUUCAAAGGUUGUCACACGAAACUCCUCGCAAUUCAAGGUGAUCUCAACCAAGUCAGCCAAACACGAUGACAAGGAAGUUGAACCAAAGGUUCCAAGACCAUCAAACCCCCAAGAACAAAAAACACUUCAACAAAGACCGAAACGGAACGUAAGACAGCCAGCAAGGUUCGCGGACUAUGUAAACUAUGAACCAAUGUGA